Molecule: messenger RNA, 9870 nt
Organism: Cyprinus carpio (common carp)
Lineage: Eukaryota; Metazoa; Chordata; Actinopteri; Cypriniformes; Cyprinidae
Gene: col7a1l
Product: collagen type VII alpha 1-like
Exons: 110
Coding region: 682-9813 (3043 amino acids)
Molecular function (GO): serine-type endopeptidase inhibitor activity; protein binding
Source: RefSeq, a predicted model, not a curated record
AAAAGUUUGGAAAUCAAGUGCAAAAGUACUGAUAUAUCACCAUCACAAUGUCCUCUUAGUGGCUGCAUAAUUUUCCUUAAAAAUGUAUAUGAAAUGAAUGUACAUUUUUAUAUAUUAUAUAUAUAGUAUAAUUAUAGUGUGCUUGGAGAGAGACAUAUGUUAUGUCUUCUCAGUUGCUGCUCUCUCUCCCUUUCUUACUUUUCCUCUCCAUUUCACUCUCUCUCUCUCAAUCCAUCUUCUUGCCGUAACUGCGAGCCAACCUGUUGUAGCUCUUCCACACCCCCUAAACUUUCUCCUUCAGAGGUAUUUGCUUCAUUCAUUUACUCUCUCCUUCUCUCACACACCCUCUUACUUGUCCCUUUCUAGGCCGUCUUGGAUUCUCACACUCCUCGUCCUGGAACAUUGCACUACAGCGUGUGGAGUCCCAUAACCUGUUCUUGGAUUGGAUUAUCACCUGACGGAUCUUCAACAAACUGGGUCUGUUUUUUUGAGAGGAGUACCAUGGUGCAGGGUACAGUUGGAAAGAUAAAAGUGAGAGAGCGUAGCAGCUAAAUAAAGCAGAGAACAAGCCCGUCUUAAGACAUCAGUCCAAAGAAGAGGAUCUGCCGGCAAAGAGAUAAGAGAGAGAGGACAGGGAACGAAAGAGAGAGUCGGAGGACGAGAGAGAGAGAGAGAGAGAGAAUGGGAUAUUGCGGCAUGUGGAUCUUCCUCUUGUCCCUGUCUCUCUUCUAUCAAAGCACCACUGCAGAGGCUGAAGUAUGUCGUACAGCCAUGCCUGCUGAUAUUGUGUUCCUGGUGGAUGAUUCCUGGUCAGUGGGUCCGACCAGCUUCCAGCAGAUAAAAGAGUUCAUAGCAGACUUCAUCCGAGCCUUCCAGGGAAGUGUGGUUGGACAGGAAGGCAUUCGCUUUGGAGUGACUGUCUAUUCAGACUUGCCCAGGAUGCGUAUAGCUCUGACGGAUUAUUCGACUCUGGUGGAAGUGUUGAGAGCAGUGGAGGAGGUGCCAUAUGAGGGAGGCAACAGCCGCACCGGCUUGGCAUUGGAAUUCCUUGUCGAGUCUGUGUUCAGUCCUUCUAUCAUCAGAGACAACGCCCCAAAGAUUGCUGUUCUGAUCACUAAUGGCCAAUCAGAUGAUCCGGUGGACGGUCCAGCUAAAGCUGUAACAGAUAGUGGGAUUUCCCUGUUUGCUGUGGGGGUAAGGAACGCAAAUCAGGCUGAGAUGAGAAAAAUCGUCACAGAACCCCAUGAGGAACAUCUACUGCUCAGCCCAGAUUUCUCCUUCCUGGAGAACCUUCUGCCCAAACUGUCUCGUCGUAUCUGCUUCACUGCCUCAGAACCUCCCCGACCUGUUAAACAAAAGCCACCAGUGGUGGAGAGGAUAGUAGGACCUAAAGAUCUGCAAGUGAGCGAGCUGAGUUACAGCUCUCUGCAGCUGACCUGGAGUCAGGCCACAGGAGACGUUACUGGCUACAGGCUGCUCAUCACCCCUGUGUCUCCAAAGGGCCAUCUGCUCCCGGCACAGCAGAGACAGAUUGAUCUGAAGGGAGAUAUUAGUAGUACUCCAGUAACCGGGUUGAGUCCUAAGACUGAGUACUCCCUCACUUUAUAUGCCAUCUAUCCCUACCCAACGCAUAAUAUAACAAAACAACAACACAAAACAACUGUUCUACCACCGGUUUCAAACUUCCGUGUGAUUGAAGAAGGACUGUACUCUUUACGCCUGGGAUGGACGCCUCCGCUUGGAAAAGUGGAUAAAUAUAAAAUUUAUGUUCCAAGAACGGACAGACCCGGUCUCAUUUAUGAUCAGCUACUGUCGGGUGAUGCCUCCUCUCACGUGAUUGACACUUUAGAAGAGGACAAGGAGUACACAGUCGAGAUCUACGCCAUCUACCCAGAGGGCCUCAGUGAGACUGUAUCUGUCACCGGGAAAACUUUGAAACUGGUGCCAGUUGAUAAACUACUGGUGCAAAACGCCACAACAGACACAGUUCAGGCCCGCUGGUCGUCUGUCAGAGGCGCCACAGGAUACAGACUCACCUGGUCAUCAUCAGAGGGACACAUAGAAAACGUGAACCUGGGAGACAACUUUAAUUUCUACAUGGUGCAGGGCCUGCAUGCUGGCACAGAGUACACCAUCACUAUCAACCCCAUCUUUGUGGACAUUGAAGGGCCUGUUACUGCUUUCAAAGCUAAGACAUUGGAAAGCAGUGCAGUACAGACCCUGAGAGCGUCUGCGGUCAGCACUAGCAGCGCUGUUACCUCAUGGAACGCUGUACCUGGAGCCACAGGCUACAGAUUGGCCUGGGGCCCUACUGCAGAGUUCAUAGGGAGAGAUCGGCCGAGGCAGUUGGCUCUGAAUGGCAGCACUACUGAGUAUGUUUUGAAGAAUCUGGUCCAUGACACCGAGUAUGUGCUUUCCCUUUACGUUCUCUUUGGUUCUUCGGUUGGUCCGGGCAUCACUGCUACAUUCAGGACCUCGCCUCUCGGAUAUGUCUCAAAUUUUAAAGUGACAUCAUACACCAGCUCGUCCAUUGAUGUGGAAUGGAGUCCUAUUGUAGGGGCCACAGAGUACAAACUCACCUGGAGUUCAGCAUUACAGCACAGCAUCUCUGGUCUUCAGCCACAAACUCUUUAUUCUGUCAGCAUUCACGCUCUCUACAGCAACACAGAAGGACCAGAAAACUCUCUCACAUUCAUUACAACCUCUUUGACAGACUCUGAGUUGAUUGAGACAGUUCGGGAAGUAAAGGUUGUGGACAUUGGCGCCAACUCCUUCAAACUGGCCUGGAAGAAAACACCAGGGGUCACUGGGUACAAGAUCACUUGGAGCCCUUUCCAUGGUGGAGAAAAAAAGAGUGAGGUAGUAUCUUCUUCUGCCACGUCCUUCGCCAUCACUGACCUGCCUGCCAGUUCUGCAUACAAGAUCCAGGUUUCUGCAGUGGCCAGAAGCAAAGAGGGAAGUCCAGUAAUGGUGACUGCCCGCACAUUGGAUCUGCCCAAGGUGACUGGAUUCAGUGCUCUGAACACCACCGACAACAGCACUGUACUGAACUGGACCAGUGUAACUGGAGCAUCUGGAUACCUGCUGUCCUGGAGACAUAUAUCAGAGGUGGACAUCUCCUCUGAUCUGCUGAGCUCUGGCUUCACCUCCUAUAAGAUCCGAGAUCUGCUAUAUGGCAGAACUUAUAUAUUUUCCAUCAGACCUCUUUAUGGAGAAGUGGAGGGUCCGGUCACAACCAUCACUAAGAGGAUCUUGGGAGCUCCUCGUCUCAUUCCUGUCCAGAACCCUACGCCGGCCCCUGUCUCUGCUAAUACUAAAAUCAAUGGCUUGCCCCCCCUCCACACCACAACCAGAAAUACUCGCACCCCAUUGGUCAAAGCCCCCAGCGCACACACAACCACUCAGAGACUCACUGUGAAGCCUCAGAUCACUAGUGGCCAAACAGCUUCAGCACUGACCAGAAUGACCACAGUAAAUGACCAAACCAUCCUGUCCGUCAAGACACCUCCACCUGGACCAGUGUGUGGCAGGGUGAAGGCAGAUAUUGUGUUUCUGGUCGAUGAAUCCUGGAGCAUUGGAACUAAUAACUUUGGCAAGCUGAAGGAUUUCCUGUUUAGAAUCGUCACCUACUUCCCCUCUAUAGGACCUAAAGGAACACAGAUAGCAGUAGUUCACUACAGUGAUCAGCCCAGGAUCGAGUUCAACUUUAACACUCACAAAGACCGUAACUCCGUUUUGAGAGCACUCCGUGAAGUCCGCUACGGAGGGGGGAACACAAAAACAGGUCGUGGGAUCAGCUAUGUCCUUAGGGAGAUGUUUCAGGAGUCUUUGGGUAUGAGACAGGAAGUCCCUCACGUGUUAGUGUUACUGACAGACGGGAGAGCACAGGAUGACGUAGAGCCACCAUCCAGGAUAGCACAUGCUCUGGGUGUCAGUGUGUUGGCCAUCGGCAUUGCUCAUGCAGAUAUUGAGGAGCUGAGGACCAUCGCCUCUCCCACCACUUACAAGAACAUCUUCUUCGCCAGUGAUUUCGAUGAUCUUCCGACCAUCGAGAGAGAGUUUAUCAGCAGCAUCUGUAGCGAGGCCUUACAAUUAGAGUUCAAACAACACGAUGAGUCUGCUCAACUGGACACACCUACAGAUGACCCAGAAGCUCUCAGUAAACCAGAAGGGCCCUGUCCACUUAGCUGCAAGGGUCAGAAAGGAGAGAAGGGCGAUGGAUUUGGUCAUGGUGGCCUGCGACUCAAGCAAGGCCCGGGGCAUUAUGAUUCAUUCUCUCUAAAGGUCAAAGGGGAAAAGGGUGAACGCGGUCUUCCCGGAACGGAUGGUAUUCCGGGUUUACCAGGAAGACCGGGUAGAACUGGACCUCCUGGUUCUCCUGGACAAAGGGGGACGACUGGAAUUCCUGGUGACAUGGGGCCUCCUGGUAAUACUGGACCUAAAGGACAGAGAGGAGAGAGAGGUGAACCAGGCUAUGUUAUGGGAGGUAUGGAGGUUCUUCCAGGACGUAAAGGAGAACCUGGAUCCUCUGGCCCCCCAGGUGCUCCAGGGGUCCCAGGGGUAUCAGGUCCUCCAGGACUCCCUGGUUUGCCUGGGUCUCCGGGCUCUCCUGGAAUCUCUGUUAAGGGUGAGAUUGGAGAAUCUGGUCCUAAAGGUCCGCGUGGAAAACCGGGUCUGAAAGGAGAAAAGGGGGAGCAUGGAAGUAAUGGUCUACCAGGUUUACCAGGACCAGUGGGAGUGGAUGGACUUUCAGGACUUCCUGGGCAGAAGGGGGAGAAGGGAGAGGAAGGUAUCGGAGUUCAGGGUGUUCAAGGUCCACUUGGGCCAAAAGGAGAAAAGGGUAAUACAGGACUACAAGGCCCAAAGGGAAAAGCAGGAAUCCAAGGAGUCCAGGGAAUCACAGGCCCUCGGGGGAAAAAGGGUCUUAAAGGGGAUCAAGGAGACAAGGGUGAAAGUGGGGAAAUUGGACCUAUCGGGCCUCCAGGAGUUGCAGGCUUCCCUGGAGCUGCUGGACGAAAGGGUGACGAGGGGCAGCGCGGGCAACCUGGUGACCCAGCUAAAGGGAUACUCGGUCCUCCAGGGAAAAAGGGUGCCAGGGGGGAUGUUGGACAAGUUGGGCCACAAGGACCACAAGGAAUCAAAGGAGAUCAAGGUGAUAAAGGUGAAAAGGGUAGUCCUGGAUUUGGAAUCCCUGGUCAGCCUGGUCCCAAAGGAGAGAGUGGAGAAAGAGGUAAUGUUGGAUUAUCAGGGAAACCUGGGCCUAAAGGCAGCGAUGGGUCCAAAGGAGAGAAAGGGGAGGUGGGCUUCCCAGGCAAUCCUGGUUCUCCAGGACUAAGAGGUAAAGAUGGUCUGCCAGGACUGAAUGGAGAGAUGGGAUUGAGGGGAGAGUCUGGUUCACCGGGAGAACCUGGAGAGAGAGGUGUUAAGGGGCCUCUCGGUCUUCCAGGACGACCUGGUGACCCUGGGGGAAAAGGCGAGCCUGGGAAAUUAGGGUUACCAGGUCCAGAGGGAAACAAAGGAGAAAAAGGCGAGCCGGGAAGGCCGGGACCACCGGGAGACACUCAAUUUACCACUUCAGAUAACACCAUUCUCACCAGGGCCAUUAAGGGUGAACCUGGUGAGCAAGGGCUCCCAGGACUCCGAGGGGAGACAGGACGUCCUGGACCACCUGGUCCUGAAGGUAAACCAGGACCUCCUGGGAACUCACUGCCUGGAUCUAGUAAAGGAAGAGAUGGUGUGGAUGGUUUACCAGGAAGGCCUGGAUCUAAGGGUGAACCAGGACAGAAAGGGGACCCAGGACCAAAAGGUGAGAUAGGAGAUCCUGGACGUGCUGGGAUUACUGGUAUGCCUGGUUUACCUGGGACACCUGGUAAACCUGGUGUUGAUGGGAAACGUGGAGUAGUUGGAAAAGAUGGAGAUCAAGGACCAAAGGGUGAUGAAGGGACAAAGGGUGAAAAAGGUGAACCUGGUGCAAAUGGAAAUGUAGGUCAAAAAGGAGAGCCAGGAUCUCCAGGCUUGCCAGGUCCUCCCAUUGUCCUCCAAGAUGGUAUGUCGAUUGAGGACAUUAAAAAGGCAUUUCCCAUACCAAUGGGACCCCCGGGUGCGGUGGGUCCUCCUGGGAUGAAGGGAGAGAAAGGAGACAUGGGUUUGAAAGGAGAGAAGGGUGAUGCUGGCCCACCGGGGAGAGCUGUUGAAAUGAAGGACAUUGAAGGCUUGUUUGAUUCAUAUGGUAUUAAACUCUCGCUGCUGAAGGCCUUGAUUGACAGGCUGCUUCAGGAUGGAAUGGAGGAGCUUCUUCAUGAGAUCAGCACCAUCAGACGAGUGAAAGGAGACAGACAGGAGCCGGACUCAAACGUCAUCACCGAAUACACCAGCUCAGUAAAGUACAGUCACCCACAAGAGUCAUUACCUGAUACGGAUUUGAUUGAGGAAGAGUCUGAUCUUGAAGAGGGGCAGAUGCCUGAACCAAGUCCUUGUUCAAUAGCAAUACAGUUGUCAUUGUUUUUUAAUGUUUGGUGCCUUGUCUUGUAUUUUAAGAAGCCUGUUGUACAAAAAGAAGUGGGUCCUAUCCUUUCGAACAUCUCUACUAUUCACAAAAAGGCUAACCAGAGUAAAACCAAAGACAAGCUGGUAGAUGUUGAAGAAAAGAAACUUGUGGAGACUAACUUCAGUGAUGUAACACCUUUGAAAUUUCUCCAAACCAACACUUCCUCUGAGAGGCUGGGCUCUGGGAAGGUAGAGGUAAGUAUGGAGACAGUUUUCCACAGCCAUGAGGACACGGGGAAGAAAACAUCUGGAGAGAAGAAGAAAGGCAGAGAUAGGGGAAAGGGCAAAGGAAAUAAAGGACGUCAAAAACGACAAAGGAAACGUUUGGAAGGUCAAGACAGCAUGGGAGAGGAGGUUGAGGAAGCAUCAUAUGACGAUGAGGAAUAUGAAUAUGAUGAUGAGCUGCCCACAGAAGAGCCCUUUCCCUCUCGAGAGGAGGAGGAGCUAAAAUACUCAGCAACAACAGCUAUAUACACACAAGAAAAUGAGGGUGAAACAACUUCUCCGAUUACACAGUCUCCAGGGGAGAUUACACUGAUGGUUCACACAACAACAGCGAGUCCCCUGCUUUCAUCAAAAGUCACAGAGCAGAAGCUGCGUGAAACCACAUUAAUAUCAGUGCUAAAUACAACACAAACUGGAGAGGAGGUGAGCUUGUCCCACAAUAGCGGCCUGGAAGAGGCAAGAUCUAAAGUGAAGAGAAGUGCUCCUUCAUCUGAGUACAUGGCCUACAUGCCUGGAACACCAGGUGGACAAAACCGUUACAAACAAGGAUCUAAGCGGUCUACCUCAGGUGCACAAGGCAAAAAGAAGCUAAAUAAAAAGAAGCAAGAAAACAAAGACCUUGAGACUGUGACAGAGAUGUACAGGGAAAGAGAGGGGGAAGAACUGGGGGAGAGAGAAGAUGAAGUCUAUCUUGAGAACAAAGAAAGGAAUAUUGAGGAGGAAAAGACAACUGAGGCACAGUGGGACAUGGAGGAAGAGGAUGGUGUGACUGAGACCAAGGAAUACAGUUCAGGUGAUGGUGACGAGGAGACAGGCAGCGAGGAGAUAAAGGAAGAAUUUGAGCUAGAGAGGGAGAGAGAGAGACAGGAGAUGGAAAGAGAAAGGAUGGAACUGGAACAAGAAAGAAAAGAAGAACUGGAAAGGGAGAGAGAGCUAGAAAGAGAGACAGAGAUGGAGCAAGAAGAAAAGGAGGAGAGAGAGAGACAGUUACAAAGACAAAGAAUGGAAUGGGAGAGACAAAGAGAGAAGAUGGAGAGAGAGAGGAAGGGAGAGACAGACCAAGAAGAAGACAUGGGGCCCCGUAUUUCCCACUGUGAUUACCUUAAAGGACCUCCAGGUGAAAAUGGAAAACCAGGCCCUAAGGGGGAGAUUGGUGAAAAAGGCCAGAAGGGAGAACCUGGAACUGGUCACCGUGGGCCCAUUGGUCAGGCCGGUCCACCAGGACAAAAGGGUGAGCCUGGAGAACCAGGACCACCUGGAGCACAGGGCAUUCAGGGUAUUCGUGGCAACCCUGGCAUCCCGGGGUCACCAGGUCACAGAGGUCAGCCUGGAGACCCUGGAGAGCCAGGUAGAAAGGGUGAUAGAGGGAGACGAGGGAAGAAUGGCUCACCUGGUACUCCAGGUGCAAUUGGUCCUCCUGGACAGCAGGGUCCUCCUGGCACUUCUGGGGUUAAGGGUGAAAAGGGAGACAGUAUCCCAGGAGAACCAGGUGACAGAGGAAUUCCUGGGCUCCCAGGUCGCAGGGGAGGCAAAGGCACUGUCGGUGCCAAUGGGCCUCCAGGUCUCCUGGGUCCUAAAGGCUUGACAGGUAUGAAAGGAGAAAAGGGUGACAAAGGUGUGCCUGGUCACAGAGGAGACAAGGGUAGUCCUCUCUCCAUGCCAGGACCCAGAGGAUAUAAGGGUCUGAAAGGAGAGCCAGGUGAACGUGGGCUUCCAGGAUUUGAUGGAGAUAAAGGAGAAAAGGGUGAAGAUGGUCCACCUGGUGCAAAGGGGCUGAAGGGAGAGGCUGGUACUAAAGGAGGCAUGGGGCCUUUUGGUGCACGUGGUCCAGUAGGACAAAAGGGAGAUCCAGGAGAACCAGGCACCAAUGGGGAAAAGGGUCAUAAUGGAGAACAUGGAUUGGAUGGUGAGAAAGGUGAUAAGGGAGACAUGGGUCUGCAGGGCCGAAAGGGAGAUCAGGGUGAGACAGGAGAGCCUGGUUUACCUGGAGAUGCAGGAAUUAAAGGCGAGAAGGGCUUCAGAGGUUUCCCUGGUCGAAUAGGGAGUCCAGGACUGGAUGGAGAACAGGUAUUUUUAAUCCAAUUUCAUUUUACAUUAAAAACUGGAUUAAAUAAACCACUAAGAACAUUUCCUUUAACUGUAAAACACAAGGGGGAUUCUGGGGACCCUGGCAGUGGACAAAAAGGUGAUAGUGGUCUGAAUGGUCUUGAUGGAGCUCCUGGACAAAAAGGAGAGAAGGGUGCAACUGGUUUCCCAGGUUUCACUGGGUUUAAGGGAUCUCCCGGUGCAUCAGGAACUAAUGGGGCUCUGGGUCGGCCUGGUCCAGUUGGACCUAAAGGUGACGUGGGACCAAAGGGAGAGAAGGGAAGGAGAGGCAGAGGAAAGGCCUGUCAACGGGGACCCCCUGGAAUUCCUGGCCUCAGAGGCCUGGAUGGAGAAGUGGGAACCUCAGGCAUGAAAGGAGAAAAAGGGGAGCCUGGACUCAGUGUGGAGGAAGUGAAGGAUCUUGUGACAAAGGAGGUGGUUGUGAAGUGUGGAAAGGAAAUACACCUUAUGGUGAACACCAAUGAUCCAGAUGAUGGGAGUAUCCUAAGGGAAGAGGGAAGAACAGAUUCUGCCUCUCCGUUCUUGCUCACCCACCCCAAAGUGUGGGAUGAAGAGUCAGAGGACGAGACCACUACAGUUCAUCCUGCUGUUUCAGAGUCUGAGCCAACAUUAGCAUAUGGCAACGUUACAAGAGCCAAUACUGAGGGAGAUGGAGAGCAGAGAGAAAAGAGAAGUGUACUCAAACUCCACUCAGACCUAGCCGCUGAUCUGUGCCUUGAACCCAUGUCUGAGGGCCACUGCACUGAAUACAUCCUGCUCUGGUACUACUACGCCGUCUCAGGAGAAUGCCGUCCCUUUGUGUAUGGUGGCUGUGGAGGAAACAGGAACCGCUUCAGCUCCAAACAGGACUGUGAAAGUCAAUGUAUUCUGGAGAGGAGAGGUAAAGAGCCAAUCAGAAUUCAGACUUCAGGUUCCAAUAUAAAUGAUCAGAGGUGAUUGUUCGAAAGAUGCUAAAGACAUUUAUUUUUAAUCAAAAUUAAUUUAAUUUAAUAU